This is a messenger RNA of Macrosteles quadrilineatus (aster leafhopper), 3728 nucleotides long. Its product is annotated as anoctamin-8-like. Gene Ontology annotation, molecular function: chloride channel activity. The transcript has 20 exons. The record is from RefSeq and is a predicted model, not a curated record. Gene Ontology annotation, biological process: chloride transmembrane transport. Bases 149 to 3130 code for a protein of 993 amino acids. Gene Ontology annotation, cellular component: plasma membrane. Lineage: Eukaryota; Metazoa; Arthropoda; Insecta; Hemiptera; Cicadellidae.
UAUUAGCUGUUAAAUUGAAGCGGUUUUUAUUAGUCUUUAAUUUCUUGUAUGUGUUUUAAUCAAUGUCAACGAUAAAAGAGGUUUUCAUUUGUGUCUUAAUAUUUUAAACACUAUUGACCAAUAGAUUUCUUUACUUUUAUUUUAACAAAUGGAACCUGCUACGGACACAGAAGAUUGCCCCUCAAACAAUGAAGGUUCAGAAGCAGAAGUCGAUAAACAAGAUGACAGUGAUGUGACUUUAAGACAUAGAAAAAUCAUGGAUUGUGCUAAGGAAACAUUUGAGUCAGCAUCACGUAUGCUACGUCGCAAGAUUCCAUGUACAGGGCAUCUAAUGACUCCUCGGAGAUUGUGGAUUCAGACUAUACCUACCCAUGAGUGUGACGUAGUGUUGAUGUUUCCCUCGGGAGCUCAAGACUUCACAUUAAUGUGGUUGCUGUCUCGACUGCGGGCUGGCACGCCGGGACUCGUGGUACAUGUGCGCCACCAUUCAUCAUCAGAUAGCUACGGUUUCUACCUUACGGCACCAUUUAAUGUGUUAAUGAAAGCUGCAGAAGAACUUCAUCUUCCCAAAGCUCUGCGGGCAGAGUUUGGUGGCGGACUUAAGGAGUUUGUUCAGGCAGAGGUUGACUGUUUUGAGGGAACAGAAGAGCCAGAUCACUUCUUCACCACACAAGAGCGUCAGUGGCUAGUGCUACACCUCCUACAGACACUGAGAGCUACGGAGGGAGACGCCAUCGCAGGACUCAAACUGAUCGAGGGACAAGCCAUCGUUCCAAAGUGUCUUUCUGCUGGAAUCAUAGCACAAGUUUUCCCCCUCCAUGAUCUUGAAGCCCUUCGUAAGCUGCGGAACACAUGGGUUCGAUCAUUCACCAGGACUCAACCUCUCGAUGAAGUAAGCACCUACUUUGGUGUCAAGAUUGCCAUGUACUUCGCAUGGCUUGGUCAUUACACCACAGCUCUCAUUGUGCCUGCUAUUGUUGGAUUUACGUUUUGGAUUGGAUUCGGUCGAGGUGACCAAGCCACUGAGGAUGUCGGGUUUGUUCUGUUUGCGUUCUUCAACGUGCUUUGGUUCAGUGUUUACCUGGAGGCAUGGAAGCGCUACUGUGCUGAGUUGGCGUACAAGUGGGGCACACUAGACCAGCGAGAUGAACUACUGCAGGAGCCUCGACCACUGUUCUCUGGGCCCUUAGAAGUAAGCAAGGUAACUGGAAGGCUUGAACCCACUUAUCCUGCGUGGAAGCGUAACGUGUUUCGUUAUUUCGUCAGUGUGCCUGUGAUAGCACUUUGCCUUGUCUGUGUCUUCAUUGUUAUGAUGCUCAAUCUCAAACUGCAGGAUUGGUGGGACAGACAGAUAGAAGCACAAGGAUAUGCAUUCUGUCUGAGCUACUUACCCAAGAUUAUGCUAGCCAUUGGAAUCACAUUGCUGGAUGAGGCGUAUUACAAAGUAGCUUGUUGGCUCAAUGACAAAGAGAACUACAGACUAGAUACGAAGUACGAGAACCAUCUUAUCGCCAAAGUGGCCGUGUUCCAGUUUGUAAAUUCUUUUCUCUCCCUUUUCUACAUCGCAUUUUAUCUUCAAGAUCAAGAAAAAUUAAAAGAGCAACUGGCAGCACUGUUGAUAGCAAGACAGGUGAUUGGCAAUGUGAAGGAGUCAGCUCUGCCUUACCUGCUGGAGCAACUGCGACUGGCCAAGAUGAGCUUUGACCUGUUUGGAGCUCUCAGUCCGAGUGAAGCAAAGCGCGAACCACCCGGCACUGAGCAAACUGAGCAAAGCAAGUCUACCAACCGCAACGUCAGUCAGGCUGAGCUGGAAAGCUCUCUAUUCAAGUACGACGGCACGUUUGCUGAUCACCUUGAGAUGUUCAUACAACUUGGCUACGUGGUGUUGUUUUCGUCUGCGUUUCCACUCGCCGCGCUGUGUGCGUUUAUCAACAACCUGGUUGAGAUACGCAGUGAUGCAUUCAAACUAUGUUUCAUAUUCCAGCGACCGUUUGGGCAAAGAGUCCCCAACAUCGGCACAUGGCAGAAUGCCAUGGAAGCGAUGGGACUGAUAGCUGUGCUGGUCAACUGUGCACUGAUUGGUCUCUCGGGUCCAGUACAUCGCAUGUUCCCUGAGAUGUCCACCACACAAACCAUCCUUCUCAUCGUUGCCUUAGAGCACACCAUGUUGAUCCUGCGACUGCUGGUUACUUCUGCCAUUCCUGACUUGCCAGAGUGGGUGGCAACGGAGAUGGCCAAGGUAGAGUUUGCCCGUCGUGAGGCGCUGCGUAGACUGUCCACAGCAACUCCGCAGCAGUCCACUCCUCCGCAACCUAACCAGCUACCUAUUGGCAGGUUCGUAGUAUCACCUGCGACGGAAGAGAUCGAAGUGGCACCGGAGGAGGAGGCGGAAGAGUUAGACACAGAAGAGAUAGCUGCGACUGUUGUAGUAGAGGAACCUCCUCCACCCUUACCUCAGGACCCCCCCACCCCACUCACCCCUCCACCAGCAGUCCCUGCAGUGCCUCCGUCCAUCAGGCGGAUCCAUCGUGAGUGGCUGGCGGCCGACGCUGAGGCUGCUUUGGGUCAUCAUGUCACUAUAGGACCCAGCGGGGGAGUGGAAUGGGUACGAAGGCUAGGACUGGAGGGAGUGCGCAAGACCAGCGAGCCUGACAUGGGUUGUAGCAGUGUGGUACACCGCAGCACUGACUGUAUAGCGCUGCAGCAUAAGGUACAUUGUAAGGACGGAGUGGCCAGCAGUAGUGACAGUGAUCUGCUACGUAGUGUCCCACCCUGGGCCCGUCGUACUGGUGGAGGUAGUCUCAGUACAGCUCCACAAGUACCUCCGCCCCCUCUACCCGAGCCGUCCACUUCUGACACCACUGCCUGUGACAAUGACGCAGCCACACUGGCAGCUAAAAAACAGAAGGCUAAACAGACAUUCAUGAAGAGGGCUCGGAGUGUCGCAAUCUUCUCUCUGAAGCUGAAGGAGCGGAGAGCUAAGGAAGCAGAGGGGGGAACUAAGAGUAAAGAGAAAGAGAAACCUUCCCCUAGAACUCCCAUAGAGCCUACACCUGUCCCUAUGGGAGAGCUCUCUUAUAUUCCUAUAGAGAAACUCAUACACCUUGACGAUGUCAGGAAAAAUAAGUAGUGCCUCACAAACAUAUCCGUCUCCUUUAUUGGUGAAAAGGUAUUUUUUUAUUGAUAUUCCAAACUAUUCAUUGAAACCUGCAGGAUUUUUCCCUGAUUUGACCAAUGUUUAGGCCUACCAAAAAAAUAUUAUUUUUCAGAAUGGUAUUACGACCUAAUGUUGACUUUUAUUUAAAACAGAUAUUUAGAAAUCCUUCUUAAGAUUGUAAGAUUAUUAGGGUGAAAUAAAACUUCCAAAUUUGUUGGUCUUCCGUGUAACGAAUUAAACCUUAUUUUUCUAAUUAAGUAAAUUGUUACAUUAAUCUAAAACCAUUUACAUCGACAGCAAGAAUGAUCCUGAACUUAAGUAUACUGAGUAAAGCCGUUGUUAGCAAUCCUCACUGCAACUACUAGUAUCACUAUUAACUAGAUCAAAUAGAAUACUAAUGGUUAGUAAUUUUUAAUGUGUGAUCCUUAUGAUCACAGAGUAAAGCAGUCUGUGUAUUUUAAGUCUAAAACUGUAAAAAAAACAACUGUUUGUUUACCAUUAUGUUACAAAUUGAUACAUUUUGUAGUUGAUGUAAUUUUAAGUUUUUUUUAUCAGUCCACUUUUGUGUGAG